GUGCGCUCAUGGCCGGUUCCUAGUUAGCCGAGUGGAGGCGUAGCGUGCCGCUGUCUUGGAAGGGAGUAGGACGACUGAUGGCUGCUGCGGGUGUCGGGGCACCCGAGCGGGUGUUGCCGACUUCACCUAAUUGGUACUGCAGCCGCUGCAGUGACGCCUCGGCGGAUGGGAGCCUUCUCGGUUUCGCGGCUCGCAAUAACAUUUGUCUCCUGGUGGUCCGUUCCGGCGUGCCAGCAUUCCACGGUGAGCUAGUGGGCCACACUGAGAGGGUUUCUGGUUUCUCGUUUUGUCACUACCCUGGUCAGAGCAACUACUGUGCCAGCAGCUCUGAUGAUGGAGCUGUGAAAAUCUGGGAUUUGCAGACAUUUGCUACUGUAACGGAACAUACGCUGCAUCAGAAUACAAUUUCUGCAUUGCACUGGUCACCCGAGGUGAAAGAUUUAGUUGUGUCUGGUGAUGAGAAGGGAAUAGUAAUUUGCUACUGGUACAAUAGAAGUGACAGUCAGAAAUUCUUUCCAGAACCCAGGACUAUAUUUUGUCUCACUUGUUCUCCACACCAUGAGAACUUGGUGGCCAUUGGCUAUAAAGAUGGGAUCGUGGUUAUAAUUGACAUCAGCAGGAAGGGAGAAGUUGUCCAUCGCCUGAGAGGCCACGAUGAUGAAAUACACUCCCUGGCCUGGAGCCCUGUACUUGGUGAGGAAGGUCUGACCAGCCGGCCAGAAGAGGGUCAAGAGGAUGCUGUUAACGGAUGUCUACUGGAAGAGGCAGCGGCAGUAACAAAAGGCUGUUACUUGGCUUCAGGAAGCAAAGAUCAGACCAUCCGUGUUUGGAGCUAUACUCGAAGCAGAGCUGUGAUGACUCUGAAGCUGCCCUUUUUAAAAAGGAGAGGUGGAAGUAUUGAGUCUGCUGUCAAGGAGCGCCUUUGGUUGACUGUGCACUGGCCCCGAACCCAGCCCACACAGAUCUUCUCCAGCUGCUUUGGAGGUGAACUGCUGCAGUGGGAUUUAGCCCAACCUGGAAAACGGAAGUGGGUGAUUCUAGGAUCUUCCUCUGAAGGACAAAACCACUCUAGAAUAGUGUUCAACUUGUGCUCUCUGCAGUCAGAAGGCAGAGAGCUACUUCUCUCUAUUUCAAUGGAUAGAGAUGUGAAGUGUUGGGACCUGGCAACUUUAAACUGCUGUUGGACGAUGCCAACUCUUGGGGGCUUCGUUUAUAGCCUGGCGUUCUCCCCAGUGGACACAGGCUGCCUCGCUAUAGGUGUUGGAGACAGCAUGAUACGGGUGUGGAACACCUUGUCACUAAGCAAUCACUAUGAUGUGAAAACCUUCUGGCAGGGCAUUAAAUCCAAGGUCACUGCUUUGUCCUGGCAUCCGACUAAGGAAGGCUGUUUAGCUUUUGGGACAGACGAUGGGAAAGUUGGCAUGUAUAACACUUAUUCUAGCAAGCCCCCGCAGAUCUCCAGUUCCUACCACAAGAAAACUGUGUAUACGUUAGCCUGGGGACCUCCUGUUCCUCCAUUGUCCUUUGGAGGCGAUGGUGACAGACCUUCGGUAACCUUGUAUAGCUGUGCAGGAGAGGGAGUCAUCUUCCAGCACAAUCCUUGGAAACUGAAUGGGGAAGCCCAUGACAUCAACAAAGUUAUCCGAGAAACAAAUUCAAUCAAACACAAAUUACCAGCUCACACAGAAAUCAGCUGGAAACCAGAUGGCAGUAUCUUGGCUAUUGGUAAUGAAGAUGGAUCAAUUGAAAUAUUUCAAGCUCCUGAACUGAAAUUGCUGUGCACCAUCCAGCAACACCACAAACUCAUCAAUGCUAUCCGUUGGCACCAUGAUCAUGCUGCACAGCCAGAACUGAGUUACAUGAUAGCCUCUGGCUCAAACAAUGCUCUUAUUUAUGUGCAUAACAUCAAGAAUGUCAUAGAGAACUCUCCAGAGAGUCCUGUGACAAUAACAGAGCCCUUCCAUACUCUGGCGGGGCAUACAGCUAAGAUCACUAGUUUGUCCUGGAGUCCACAUCAUGACGCACGACUCGUCUCUGUUUCUUAUGAUGGCACUGCUGAGGUUUGGGAUGUUCUAAAGGAAGAGCCUUUGCACAAUUACAGGGGACACCGAGGGCGCUUGCUGUGUGUGCAGUGGUCACCUGUGGAAGCAGACUGCGUUUAUACUGGAGCCGAUGACUUCUGUGUUCAUAAAUGGGUGCCUGCAAAGCAGGAAUACAGCUGCCCUCCCCAAGGUAAGAAGAACAUUGAGCUGGAGAAAAAGAGAAGCUUGGCGCUCAAACUGAAAGCCAAGAAGAAGAAAAAGCCAUUGGGGAAGGUACCUUCAGCUCCCGACAUGUCAGUGAAUGGUGGCGAGGAUGCCACAGAGACUCCAUUAGAAGAGAAUGGGCUGUCGGACCGAGAGGGAGAAAAGGGACAAGAGGAGCCAGCUGAGAGGCCUUCCACGGAAGUCCACAAGGAUUCCCCUGCGUUCCCACCACUCGCUUGCCCACCAGACAUUCCAAAGCCUCCGGUGAGCUUUAGAACCCCUCCUGUGCGGAAGGAUCAUAUCAAGACAGGGUCAGAUUCUUCCAUGAAGAGGAAAAAGCCACGCCCCAUCCUGCCUCUCAGCACAUCUAGGGACCACAGAUUGAAAGAGGAACUGCACCAGGACUGUAUGAGGCUAGCAGCUUGCUUGCACUCCAAAGAUCAGGAGGAGGAUUUGCCUUCUCAUUCAGCGGACCAUGUCCACUUGGGGCUGUUCACCAAUAGACCUACAUUAUACAGACUGAUGGAGGCAGAAGGAAAAAGCCAUUUAGAGAACGGACACCCAGAGUUAUUUCAACAGCUUAUGGUCUGGAAAGGAGAUCUGAAGGGCGCUCUCCAGUCAGCAGCAGAAAGGGCAGAGCUGACGGACCAGCUGGUGGCUCUCUCACCAAUGGCUGGCUAUCAAGCCUGGGUGUGGACUGUGGAAGCCUUUGCAAAGCAGCUGUGCUUUCAGGAGCAAUACGUCAAGGCUGCCUCCCACCUCCUCUCUCUCCACAAAGUCUGCGAAGCUGUGGAGCUGCUGAAGUCACAUGGUUUUUUCAGGGAAGCCAUUGCAAUUGCCAAGGCUAGGCUGCGUCCUGAAGACCCAGUUCUGAAAGAUCUCUACACCAGCUGGGCAGCAGUACUGGAAAAGGAUGGCCAUUAUUUCUUGGCAGCCAAAUGUUACCUGGGAGCUGCUUCUCCCUAUGAUGCAGCCAAAGUGCUGUCUAAAAAGGGAGACCCCGCAUCUCUAAAAGCUGCUGCUGAGCUGGCUUUGAUAGCUGGACAGAAGGACCUGUCGGUGACUUUUUCCUUCCGGUGUGCCCAGGAGCUUUUGUCUGCCAAGAAUUGGGUUGGGGCACAGGAAGUUCUCCAGCAGCAUGAGAGCUUGUUGGGACACAGAUUGGUGUUCUGUCUUAAUGAACUGCUUCACAAAUGCCUUCAUGAAAGGAGUCCAGUGCAAAACAGAAGUCCAUCCAUACCUUGCUACCACAGCUGGGUAGUGAGACAAGACUGCUCUUUCAUAGAAAUGGUGACCACUGUAUGGGAGAGCAUAUUUGGUGUGCGUACUGCUGAACAAGCACAGAACGUGUUUGAACAGCUACAGACUAUUCCGUAUCCUCAUGCUACAAGCAACACUCCUCCCCAGCAGCUCCUGUUCUACGUAUCCCAUGAACUGACCCUGGCGCUCCUGAGUCAUCAGACUGCUUCCUGGGAAGAGGCAGUGAAAGCCAUUCUUGGAGCUGUGUCCCAGAGCUAUGAUGGUGGGAAUUUUACUCUUAUGCAAGAGAUUUGCAACAUCAUCCUUCCUAGAGGCUGUGAUUAUCUGAGAGAAAAGCUAGACAGCUCAGAUAUGCAGAGCUUGUCAGCAUACAGGAGUUUACAGGCGUUUGUGGCUUAUGGGCAAUUAUACAAUCUGUGGUGGAGCCUCCCUGUUGAUUCCCUGGCCUCAGAACACCCAAGGCUUACCUCUGAGGUGUGCGGUAAUGAGCCGUCCACUCUCUGUGGCCAGAGCAACUGUGCAAGUGCCUCUAACCCUGCAGAAGGUAUACAUGACACUGAAGCCAGGCCUGGAAAAUUAUUUCCCAAAAGGGACAAUAAUGGUACUAGUUCAGAAACAGACUCUUCAAACAACUCAAGCCAAUUAAAGGAGAGACAAGCACUGAGCAGCUGUGGAGUGCUGCUUUCAGAAGAACACGCUGCAGUCCAAAGUGCGCAGAGGGAUAUCUCAAGAGUUCAGCAGACUUUGGCAGACAUGAUCCACCAGCAUCGGAAAGACACACUUCAGCAGAGCACCACUGAUGAGCAGGGUUUGGUGGAAACACAGCUUUCCCUUCCGAGUCUGAGUCAAAAUACAAAUGAAGCCAGUGAACCAGUUUCUUUGCCAGACCUUACAAAACAACUCACAGAAGCAAAUCAGAAACUAGCAGAGUUUCCAGCUAGUAUAAAGGAUUUGCCAUUCCCCGAUGUCCUCGAGUGCUGCCUGGUCAUGCUUCAUGUGGGAGCCCAGUGGGCAGUAGAUCUGGACCCAGAGCUAGAGGAGCAGUGCUUGCAUCUACUUCAGAAAUAUAAAGGAACUGGCAUAUAUAAAAAGGCUUGUAGGAAGUUCUUCACAUGAAUCUCCUGUUCCUAUCAAGCAACUUUUUUUGUCCUUGAUGGUGAGGGACUAGUUUUGGAUAUUACUUUGUUUCAUGCUAGAAUGAAUGAAUAAACUCAAGUAGCUAUUGUUACACAGUCACAUUCGUCAGUAAUAAUGAUUUUGUGGUUCUUUACUAAAAGCCCCCACACCUUUUUCAAUAUUGUAAAACUUUUUAUACUGUAAGGAAAAUACAGAGAGGGAGCCGUACAGUAUUUUUGUGCCCAGUCAUCACACCCUUUGAGCUGCAGAAGCCUGUGGAUGACAA
Molecule: messenger RNA, 4908 nt
Organism: Gekko japonicus
Lineage: Eukaryota; Metazoa; Chordata; Lepidosauria; Squamata; Gekkonidae
Gene: GEMIN5
Product: gem nuclear organelle associated protein 5
Exons: 28
Coding region: 78-4622 (1514 amino acids)
Molecular function (GO): protein binding
Source: RefSeq, a predicted model, not a curated record